CACGUGUUUAUCGGCGUGGGGAGGGGCGGUGAGAAACGCGGGGGGCGCGAUCUUUCGUCCCGCGCCGCGAUGUUUGCCGGUUUCUCGUUCUUUGUGUCUUCACAUUCGUGCCAUUGAGUUACGCGAUAAAGGACGACGUUGUACACACUUUUUUCUUCAACGUGCAUUUUUUUUGCCCUCUUCGUUUUCUACCCUCCUUUUUUCCGUCCGCAGCAACGCACGUUUCUUCAAAUUAGUGCAAAUAAACCUCAAUUAACAUAUUUUUCGAACGUAUUCGUGCAUGACAUUCCCUAUCAUUGUUUCUCAUAUACGAGAUGGAUAUUUCUCCGAGAAAAUCACUGAAAAGAUCGCCGCCCGAUCCCGUUGACGAUUGGCUUCACAACGAGGGAUACGUUAGGAAACAAGUUCCUCGCGAUCCUACAUGCCUUUUUCGCACUUUUGCCGAACAAAUUUAUUCCACCCAAUAUCAUCAUAUUCGCGUUAGACGAGAAUGUGUCGAUUAUAUGCGGAACAAUAGCCAUUUGUUCGAACCGUCAAUAAAUUCAUUGGAUUGCUACCUGGACCAAAUGGCAUGUUUCACCGAAUGGGGUGGGCCCGAUGAGAUCAAAGCCAUGUCUCUUCUUUAUAAAAAAGAAGUAAUCAUGUUUGACGGCGUGAAAAUGGUCAGUAAACCCAUCACUGACAAUGGCUUUGAAGAGACAGUUCUUCUCUGUCAUACACCACCGAAACAGUACGACAGUGUUUACCGCAAAGAUUUUGUCGCUAGCGCUGCUUUCUGCCAGUCUCUUGUGUAUCAGACUCUGUAUAAGGAUGUUUUCAAAAUGCCAAACAUAGAAGAAACGGUGAAAAACAUGCUGCACGAUCGCUCGGUCAACCUACGACACGACAAAUUUUUCCUCAAGGGAAAUGUGGACAUGAGAGAGAAGUUGACGACGGAAUUGUUAAGCAAAAUUGAAAAAGGAGCAGAAACGAGUGAGGAGGACAAGUCAUUUGCUCGUGGCAUCACGCCUUUCCCUUACCGAGUUGCCAAAGCCCUCGAUCCCAGUAUUUAUCGUAACACUGACGUUGACAUAUGGCACGAGCUUCGAAGAGAAGUAAGAAAUGGCGGCUGGACACGAUGGAACGUCACGGAACUUCAAGUAGGAGGAAAAUGCCUGGUACAGGUUGAUUACAAGGACAAAGAAUCGGACAACUCGAAUAACAAUAAUAAUCUGUCACGUACGAGCAACGCUAAGGACGACAACGGGAACGCGUCCAAGGACUCCACUAAAAAUUGUUCGGUUAAGCGCGAUCCUGUACUGCUCUUUGGCCACAUUCAGGAAAUGAGCAAAGAUGAGGGACCCGUCGUCGUUUUUAUUGAGGAACUCGGUGAAAAGCGAACCUUGCCAUUUGCUGCUCUAAAGCCCAUUGGCCCGAGACGCAACAAGCAAAUCAAUUGGCUUUCGAACUACCGAAGAAAUCCGACUUUCGAUACGCAUCAUAAAUGGAAAAAAACGUGGAAUUCGAGUAACAGAAAAUCGAAAGAAACGAGUUACCCGACGAAAAAUCCCGUGGACCGGAACAACAAUAGCAACGACAAUAAAACUGACACCGUCGCGAAAACUAAAGAGCCCGAAAAAGCCGAGAACUGGGAGGACGAGUCCGGUAAUAAAACGAAGAAAAAUGGAGUGACUAAUUAUUCCAUGGAGACUUACAAUUCCUGCCAAGGUUUUCCCAUUGAGACGUCGAUCGACGUGAGACCAGUGACGGUUGUGCUGGACAAUCCUCAGCCGAAUUCCCCAGCACCUCCACCGGCUCCAGUGGCUAAUAAAGUUGAGGAUUACUCGAAAAAAUCGUCGCAAACUCUGAAGAAUGGAACGAGGAAUGAAAAUCCGGAGAGAGAAUCGCCCAACGCUGGAUCCCUUCCGCCCGAAUCGAUCAUUCAACCCCUUCACCAAGUUUCAUUGCAUUCGGCCAGUGAGGCUUUCUAUCCUGGUCAUUCCGCGAUGCAGCCGAUGUACAAGUCGAAUCAAAACGUGAUAUGCACCUCACCGGAAAUGAAUAAUUACGCGUUUCCCUGCUUCGCGGACGAACCACCCACGCCGGGCAGCCUUUUGGACCGGACGAUUCGCGCUAUCAAUUUGGCAGUUCCUUCAAGCGUUGACGCGAACGGCAGCGAUUUGCCAUACUCUGAUCCUGUCACGCUCCGAUUCUUCUACAAUCUUGGCCUCGAGUAUUUUCGAGCGGCUCACGCGAUGAGCCACCCCCAAAAUCUUCAGGCGCCGUCUUACCCGCCAGUUUUCGUGCCGCACGGAAAUUACAUCAGUCCAAAUGCGCCGAGCGAGGUGCGGGAGCAAGCUUCGAUGGGGAACGAGGAGGAGAAUCAGCGUCAAGUCGCGCACAGCGCUCCGCGAGGGAAUUUCAUACCGCCGCGUCGACGAAACCAAGAAAAUCCGGCGAACCAUGCAAAAUUCAACAACAGAGAGGGGCACCUCAACAAGAAUUUCAAUCGCAGAAACGACACCGGCGACUAUGGCAGCGUUAUGAAAAGUCAUAACAGCAACGACAUCAGUAACGAUCCCUCAAAGAGAACGAAUCUCGAUAACAACCGAUCGCAAAUUCAUUCUGCCAACGAUCGAUCCAGGGAAAAUUCCAAUCAAAAAAAGAAUCAUCCCUGCACGAGAUACAGGAAAAAUGUCGACACUCGUAAUCGCACUUACGCACCGCCACCAAUGUAUCAUCAAGAGAAUUACCAGAGCCCGAUGAAUUACGUACCGAAUCAGCCCUCGAAUUUCGAGGCUCAAUCUUUCCAGGCGAAAAAUUCCGAGUCGAUCCAGCAGCAGCCACAGCAGCAGCAGCAGCAGCAGCAGCAUGGAAAUCCCGGAGUUUGGCAGCCGCCUCCGCAGUCAGCGGGGCCUCCGGGCGGCGGCGGUGCGCCGCAGCCUCUGAAUUAUUCAGCGCCUUACGCUGCGGGACCGAUUUACACGACAGCGAUGCCGUGUUACUCGAACGAGUCUGAAGGGUUCUUCGCUCCGGGGACGACUUUCUACCCGUCGAUUCCCUUCGUCCCGGCUCCGGCUCCGAACGAAAUUCCGCUGGACGGGAGUCCCGUCAAUUCCUUCAAUCCCGUCUCCCAGGCUUAUCCAACCAUCUCAGAAAAUUAUCCUCCACACCCUCCGAUCUCGAAUCUCUACCCGCCUUAUCUUUACCCCCAGCAAACCAUGUACUCCGGCAUCCCGAACCAAGCGAACAACCCUCAGGACAACUGGUUCCCUGUCCCCGGUGGACAGCCCCAUUACGUUCAGUACCCCCACGUCCAAAAUCCCCAAACUCCACCGUCCAACGUCAACGCUUCCGCGUCCCCUUAAAAGUCGAGAAAACUUGCGGGUAAGAACUUUCGAUUAUUGAUUCACUGGAACUUGCAUUUCGGAGUUUCGAACUCGGAAUUUUUGCGGCACCAAAGUCUUAAGACUCUUUGCUCCAAGUUUCGAGCCAAAUCCCGGAGUCAGUCUCUAUUUUCGAUUUUUCAUUGUCAACUAAUUCGUUAAUCAAAUUUUCAUUGAAAUUCUGUUGAACGUGUAAUUAGUCUUGGGAAAAAUUCAAUGGCAAUCGAUUUUUGAUCGAUUACAAAUUGUCACUAAAACUGAAAUGGUCGUGCUACGAUGAAUUUUCAUACUCCAAAGUGCAUUUUCCUCGCUUUGCUCGAUUUCUUGGAAACAGAGUUCAAUUGUACCCGAAAAAUCGUCUUCCCCAUAAAACUGUUACUCCCUGACAUUCCGUUCGAAAAAUCGCUUCAAAUUUGGGCAGAAAAUAAAAUUUCCUGUGAAGUUUGAAGAAUUCCAAAAUCACAAAAGUUCCAAAAUCGUUUACUUUCAAUUAUAAAUUCAAUUAGACUUUCAAUGAAUUAAUUAUUUGCAAAGUUCGCCAAGUUUUUCUCCGGAAGGUGUCCACGUUACGCAGGAAUUCGGAGAUUGGACAUUUUUCUUCUAUUCGUGAAAUUCCAUCGAAUCUUGAGACUUCGAAUGAGUCCAGUUAGUGAGAUAAGAGAGAAUAUUAAAAAAAUAUUUUUCAUAUACUUCGCGUUGUAAAGAGAGUGGAAAAUGAAUGAAAAACCCAGUGAGAUAAUAUUUCGAUAUCGACUGUUCUAAAAAAAAAUGACUCGAGCUCCAGUUUCAGCGUCAGAUUUUCCUACCACAAGUGACUAUUUUUCCUUAUCGUUGCCUUUUUUCUCUUCAUUCGUUUUCCAUUCCUGAACAGUCAUAUUUUUCGCUUUAUUUUUUUUCUUUUCAAAUGAAAUAUUCAAUAAUUAAUGUAUUGCGAGCUCUUUCGACCUUAAUAAAACAAAAUGCUUAUUUUUUUCAAUUUCCUAAA
Molecule: messenger RNA, 4350 nt
Organism: Venturia canescens
Lineage: Eukaryota; Metazoa; Arthropoda; Insecta; Hymenoptera; Ichneumonidae
Product: protein ovarian tumor locus-like
Exons: 12
Coding region: 315-3347 (1010 amino acids)
Biological process (GO): protein deubiquitination
Molecular function (GO): cysteine-type deubiquitinase activity
Source: RefSeq, a predicted model, not a curated record